Messenger RNA from Gymnodraco acuticeps, 3057 nucleotides. It is a transcript of the gene znf385d, whose product is annotated as zinc finger protein 385D. Gene Ontology annotation, molecular function: nucleic acid binding; zinc ion binding. The transcript is spliced from 8 exons. Lineage: Eukaryota; Metazoa; Chordata; Actinopteri; Perciformes; Bathydraconidae. Gene Ontology annotation, cellular component: nucleus. Bases 228 to 1526 code for a protein of 432 amino acids. The record is from RefSeq and is a predicted model, not a curated record.
CCAGAGCGAGGAGAGAGAGAGAGAGAGAGGCAGAUACGGAGGUCCACAGACAGCGGCGUGCAGAGCGCAGACUGGCCAUUGACGCUGCAGUUGGAUUGAACACACAUGCACAGACACACACACCCCUGAGGAGUGUAUGAGACAUGCCCAGGCUGCUUUCCAUGGACACACACACACUGGCAAGGCACCAGAGAGGAAAUACAGCACAUCCCAGAGCCUGAGGAGUCAUGGAGAGCAGCAUGUUUUUUGGUAACACAUGUCAAAAUGGCCUCAUGCCCACCCUGGUGCGUCCCACCCUGCCUGGCAUCCAGACCUCACUGGGCAUGAAGCAGUUUUUCCCGUUUCCAUUGGAUACGGCCGCAGCCAUCAGCCUCUUCCAAGGAUUCAACGCGAUGGACCCUGUGCAGAAAGCUGUCCUCCAUCACACCCUCGGCCUCCCUCCCACCGCAAAGAGAAGGCAUGUCUCCUGCAGCGUUUGCCAGCUAAGGUUCAACUCACAGAGCCAAGCCUUGGCCCACUACAAGGGCACAAAACAUGCCAAGAAGCUAAAAGCCCUGGACUCUCCGAAGAGUAAGCUCAAAGGCUCAGUGGUCACCAAGGAAACCACCAACCAAGAGAUCGCCAAGGGCAUCAACACCUCGCAGGUCCCCAUCGGCACCGACAGGAAAGAUGUUGUUCCUGGAGCAAUGCCCCUGCCGCUUUCUCCGGUGCUCCGAUCGGCGCUACCCUUGGUAUCCUUGACGACUCUCACAAUGCCAACGCCGGCCCCCGUGGCCUCACCCAUAGACCCGAGCAUUAUGGCAGCCACAGCCCCCGAGACUACCUCAGCUGCUGGAGGGGACUCAACAUUAAACUCACCCUCAGAACCAGACCUGGAGCCUGAGGCCGAACCCGAGGUCGAGACGGAUGCUGAAACAGAAGAGGAGAAAGCUCGUCGUCUUCUGUACUGCUCGCUGUGCAAAGUGGCGGUCAACUCGGCGUCACAGCUAGACGCUCACAACAGCGGUACGAAGCACAAGACGAUGCUCGAGGCCAGGACCGGCGUGGGCUCCAUCAAGUCUUUCCCUCGGCCGGGAGUCAAAAGCAAACUGGCUCCAGUCGUCAAGUCAUUAACGGGCCUGCAGAACAAAACGUUUCACUGUGAGACGUGUGAUGUGCAUGUCAACUCAGAGACUCAGCUAAAACAGCACAUCAGCAGCCGGCGUCAUAAAGACAGAGCAGCAGGUAAACCAGCCAAACCGAAAUACAGCCCGUACAGCAAACCGCAAGGACAGACGAACCAGCCGGUGAAGUUGUCCCUGGGGAAGGAGCGCUUGUGUCCUCUGAACACACAGAUCAUACCGGCUCACCUAGCGGCAGUGGCGGCCGCCAUCAGCAACUCUUUCACGCACCGCACUAAUCACAUUACUAACCACGCCUCGACCCCUAACCUCUUCCAGACUCAGACCCUCCCCGCUGCACUGCUCCGUCCGGCUCCUGGUCCUGUCAGGACCUCCCACCCACAACUCCUCUUUGCCCCUUAUUGACCUGUUUGACCCGGGGGGGGGAUCUGCACCACCUCCUGUUAAGGAUCAAAACAUGUGCUACGCCAGGACCAGGCCAAGGAGUCGUGUCAGCAUCUGCACUCCUAUGCAUCCGGAAACAUUUUUUCCCAACCUCUCCUCACAUGGAUUAUUCCACAUUUAAAGCUAAACCAGGCGAAGCAAUGGGCGCUCUCAUGAUGGAUUAAUUUCUCUGAUCCCACUGAAGAGACCUGGGCUACAAUAUACAUGCUUUCUGUGCCAACCUGCAACCCACGGAUCACACCCGGACCCCUUACCUGGUUCUACAUUGUACCGCAAUAAUGUAUAAGACUAACCCCGUGAACUAUGCAGUGUCUUUAUUUCAUGAUGCAAGGCACAGUUUGAGCUACAAAUAGGGAAGGGAUAUGCUUUUUUUUAAAGAUACAGCGUGGCACUAAGAUCAUGCUUUAGUGGAGGAUUACUGUCGCUCGUAAUUUAAAAGGCUGUAACUGAUAAAAGAGCGAGUAAGGCCCUCCUCAGUUCCUGUAUGCACUUUAAGCCCCUACUCUGUUGAUGUCUACAUUAGAUGGCUAGACUGUGUUAGAUUGUUAGAGUAUUUGUCGUGAUGUGUGUUUUUGUAUCUGUAUAUGUGUAUGUGUGUACAAGUGCGUGCUCCUGCAUGUGUGCUUGUCCAUGUGAAUAAGUAUGUGUGUAAUUGAAUGUGUCUGAGCGUGUGUGUGUGUGUGCUUCUCAUCUGCCAUAAGCCAUUCUAGUUGAUAUCCAGGACACAUUGGGCCUCAUUCAUAAACAUUGCAAACUCACAAAGCUGUGCACAAACUGUGCCAUUUUUUUUUACUUUGUGUAAUGUAAUGUAACUGUUUUAGUUUUCAUUGCUUUGUAUAGUUAGCCUCUAAGGAUCAGCUUUCCUCAGCAAUUUCUAGUGCAAAAACAAAUUUGAAUUAAUACCAUUCGCAUUGUGUUAAAUACAAAAAUGACCAAUGUGCAUGUGUCAUGAAUCCGUCUAUAAUUUGCCACACUUUUUUGUGUGCCAAGUUUCUAUGCUCAUAUUGGUGAAUGAGGCCCAUUGUCACUGACCAUGUCUCGGGCCAGAGGGACCACAAAGGUUUGUGUAUAGUAACUGUCGGUGUGUAAAAGGUGAAUAAUUUCAAAUAAAAAGAGUCCUUAUUUGUUAAUGCCGUGGAUUCUGUGUAGUUUUAAUUCAAAUAUAUUGGGGUUGAAAAAUAUAUAUACAUACAAAUACUGUAAGGGUAAUCUAUCAACUGAAGAAUAUUAACUUUGUUGCAUCAAGGAGUGCACAUAAAGCAACAUUUAUCAGAGAAUGUGCCUCUCAGAUGCGCACACACACAGAGUACUACAUUACAAUUCAGAAUAUGUACUUCAAAUUAGUAACUCAACUCCAUUUUAACUACUAACAAAAUGUGUUUUGAAGGAUAUGCAUUCUCUUUGUUUGUAUCGCAGUGUUUGUUUUACAAAGGCUUAUCCGUAAUUCUGAUGUAAAUAUUUCUGUUGGAUUCUAUUAAAUUAUUUAUUGUUA